This is a messenger RNA of Candidozyma auris, 1359 nucleotides long. RefSeq lists its product as uncharacterized. The record is from RefSeq and is a predicted model, not a curated record. Gene Ontology annotation, cellular component: checkpoint clamp complex. The transcript has a single exon. Gene Ontology annotation, biological process: DNA repair; DNA damage checkpoint signaling. Bases 1 to 1359 code for a protein of 452 amino acids. NCBI's taxonomy places the organism in Eukaryota, Fungi, Ascomycota, Pichiomycetes, Serinales, Metschnikowiaceae.
AUGUCCCAACUCUUUCUACCGUCUUCGCCAGAACCAGAUCAUGCUUCCUCAUACUCACAGGGACCAGAAUCGACUCUUAAGUUUGCCGCCUCGACUUCUCACGUUGCUCACAUUGCUGACCUACUAAACACUGUCACCUCCAUCAACACUCAUGCGCUCAUGGUGAUCUCAGACAGUGGGAUCGUUGUAUUCACAGAGUAUAAUCAUAUUACGAACAUCCACUUGACAAUUGACCUGAGUCUCUUCUCGUCGUACUCGUUGGAGUCCGGUUUGCCUGAUCUGGAGGCACCCAAAGAGAUGCGCUUGGGUGUAGAUAUCCUGUUAGUGGCAGACUCCUUUACGGCGGCAGCGGCUACCUUAGCGCCAAAACUCAAGGGUUCAGCGCCUUCUGGGCCAGAGAGUGUUGUUUGUUACAUGAAAUAUGCUGGCGAAGGGUAUCCGUUGAUAGUGGAGUUUGAAGACAGACUCAUGAGCGAGAAGAUAGAGUUUGCCACAUUUUACUUGGAUAUGGAGUAUCCGUAUGACACGAGCGAAGUGUCUGGGUUUGAAUUGUUGGUGAGACAUGAUAGAGUCGAGUUUGAACUGAUAGUGAAGAGUGAUCUUCUAACGGUACUCCUACAGGACCUUCAGCACAUCAAUACGGAGAGUCUCUAUAUCUACGUGUCUAAUAAUAAGCGAAAUCCAGGAAAUAAGAGCACGGCCAAUCAGCUCAACUUCAUCUCUAGCGGUGCUAUGGGGUACCUGAAGCUUUUAUUCCCCAGUGCAAAGACGAUGAUGGAAAAACUUGAGAUUUAUAGGCAAGAGAACGGCAAGAUGGAGCCCUCAGAGGGUUCCGUGCUCUCGUGUUUCUCGUUUGCACCGUUCAGCAAAAUAUUGAAAGGAGUCAAGCUCUCGUCAAAAUGCAAAAUCAUGAAGGAUGUAUCUGGUAUACUAUCCUUACAACUACUCUGCAAGCACGCUGGCGUCCCAAAUUACCCUGGUUCCCUUAUCACUUUCAAUAUCAUUGAAAAGGCCUUGGUAGGCGACGAGUUUGAACAGCCAAACGCAAUCGACAUCAAUGCGGUUUUUGAUGACAAUCAUUAUCAUUACAUUGAAGACUAUGAUCAAUAUACAAAAGCUGACCUUCGGGAGCCUGUUAGGCCAGUGCAUUCCGUAGCUCCCGAGGCCAGAGAAGUGGAGCCACAAGGAGGCCCUAGCGGCACUUUAUCAUAUGCAUCGUUCAAGAUUCCAAAAACAACGACUCAUGAACCCCCUUCAAAAAGACAAAGGCAACAAGAGCCGACCGGUAGAGGAGAUGACGACGACGAUAAUCCCAACGUAUCGGUAAACGGGCCGGUGGAAAUACCGAUCUUCUUAUAG